CCAGGAGGGUGCCAUUUCUGUCGGCCAUGAGCUCGGCUGGCCUGGCACGGACGCUGAAAUCCCUGUGCAUCACCGGGGACCUGUCCAAGGCCGUGCGUCUCCUGUGCCAGAGCCCCCUGUGCCCCGGCGCAAGGACCUACACGCUUCUGCUGCAAGAGUGCGUGAACCGGAGGGACGCGAGGCUCGGCAAGAGGAUCCACGCGCGCAUGGUCGCCACGGGUUUCCGCUGCGGCGAGUACAUCACCACCAAGCUGCUCAUCUUCUACGCCAAGAUCGGGGACCUCGGAUGCGCGCAGAAGCUGUUCGACGGAAUGCCGCAGCGGAGCGUCGUCGCGUGGAACUCCAUGAUCUCGGGGUGGGCGCGCGGCGGCGCGGGGGAGCAGGAGCGGGCGGUGGAGCUGUUCGGCGCGAUGCGGGCGGAGGGGCUGGCGCCGGACCAGUUCACUUUCGCGUCCGUGCUGUGCGCGUGCGCGAGGCUGGCCGCGCUGGAGCGCGGCCGCCGCGUGCACGCCGUCGCGGUCAAGUCGGACGUGGGCGGGAACGUGUUCGCCAACAGUGCGCUCGUGGACAUGUACCUCAAGUGCAGCAGCCCCGAGGACGCGCGCCGGGCGUUCGCGGCGGCGCCGGAGCGGAACGUCACCAUGUGGACCGCGGUCAUCUCCGGGCACGGCCAGCAGGGGCGCGCCGCCGAGGCGCUGGCGCUCUUCGACCGGAUGGCGGCGGACGGGUUCCGGCCCAACGACGUGACGUUCCUCGCCGUGCUCUCGGCCUGCGCGCACGCCGGGCUCGUCGACGAGGGGCUGAGGCGGUUCGCGUCCAUGUCGUCGGACUACGGGCUCGCCCCGAGGGGCCCGCACUACGCGGCGGUGGUCGACAUGCUUGCCAGGGUCGGGAGAAUACAUGACGCCUGCGAGCUCGUCAAGAACCUUCCGGACUGCCAGGAGCACUCCGUGAUCUGGGGCGCGCUGCUAGGCGCCUGCAGGAAGCACGGUGGCGACGUGGCGCUGGUCGAGCUCGCCGCGCGGCGGUUCUUCCGGCUGCAGCCCGGGAACGCCGGGAAGUACGUGGUCUUGGCGAACACGUACGCCGCCCGCGAGAUGUGGGACAGCGUGGCCGGCGCGCGCGAGGCGAUGAGGGCGCUCGGCGUAAAGAAGGACCGCGCCUGGAGCGCCGUCGAAGUGCUGGGCAAGAAGCACACUUUCCUUGCCGGAGACUCGUACCACGACGAAUACUCGGCGAUAUAUAAGGUGUGCACUGCAUUGGCCUCCGCCGUCUCCGAACAAUCUGCGCGAGCAACAGAUGGUGCCAGACACUGCUGAUUGAUGCGCAUCGACCUGCAUGGUUAUUGCUGCAAUUCAGAAUGGAGAAAUAUCCUGCACAGCAAUGACAUGUAGGAGGACUGGAGGAGGUUAAAAUUACAGAUGCUCAGGUUUGCUACACUGUUUUUAACCACGGAUGCUUACCACAGCCUGAUGAAUUGUCACUGAUGAAAUCUGAAAGAGCAGAGGAAGCCCACAUAGAUAACCUGGGGAAGAAGCUGCCGCAGCAAAGGACAGGUACUACGAGGUACAGCUCCAUCUGUGCCUGUCAGUCACUAGGGGUCUCUACCUUCCUUCCAGAAGCAGCUUGUACCACAAGAUCGCGUCGACAGUUCAGGUUUCUCGAUCAUGGAGGCUCAGAUCUCAGAACAUCACAUCGAGCUGUGAAGUGGAUCCUUGCAGAGCUGUGGUACUGGUUUGGAGAUCCAGUACUGCUAUGUUUUCUAAUUUUCUUCGAUCACAUGCAUGUCCUUUUUUACCAGUGAUUCAGGGCCUGUUCGUUUCCUACCCUCUAAACUUUAGACCCA
Molecule: messenger RNA, 1846 nt
Organism: Panicum hallii
Lineage: Eukaryota; Viridiplantae; Streptophyta; Magnoliopsida; Poales; Poaceae
Product: pentatricopeptide repeat-containing protein At4g16470
Exons: 2
Coding region: 27-1319 (430 amino acids)
Biological process (GO): RNA modification
Molecular function (GO): RNA binding; protein binding
Source: RefSeq, a predicted model, not a curated record